AUGGACCAUUUGAUCGCGCUCGUCACCGGCACCACCUCGGGGCUCGGUCAUGCGGCAGCUCGCGCUCUUGCUGGAGACGGCUGGCGCAAUAUCAUCGUCACCGGGCGCAGCCUGACUCGGGUCCAGGAAACGGCCGCUCAACUGGCGACAGAGGUCGGAAGACAGGUCUUCACGCCCCUGGAGCUGGAUCUUGACAAGCCGUCUAGUGUUCAGUCCGCCCUCACUGAGCUCAUCAAGCGAGGACAGUCCAUCGACUUCCUACUGCUCAAUGCAGGGUUGUUGCCAGGUAACAAGCGCGUGCUCACGACGGUCGGCGUCGAGUCUUCCCAGGCCCCGCUCAUCGGCCAUCAUCAACUGACUGUCGGCUUGCUCCGAGCCAACCUGCUGAGCCCCAACGCACGGAUUGUUAUCUCCGGCGCGGAACCUGCCCGAGGGGACGUGGCCAUGUUCAGCUUCACAGAUGUGGCGGACUUCGCGGCCAAGCACCACCAAGGCGACCGAACCACCGCUGUUGAAGCCCUGCUCCGCAAUGGGCCCAACGUGAAGUACGUGCCCAACCGGGCGUAUACUGACGCGAAGCUCAUCAUCACCUGGUGGGUUGCGGCGCUGGCACGCCGGCUACCCUCCGAUAUGGCCGUAUACGCCGUGGCGCCCGGUAGCGCACCGGAUACUAAGGCGCCACGCAACGCUGGCCUGGCUGUGAAGUGGGUGGCAAUUCCACUACUGAAGAUCAUCCCCGGCAUGACGAUGACUCCUGAGACCGCCGCCCGUCGGUACCUCCAGGCAUCGGAGUUCGGAACCGACGUCUCAGGGCAAUUUUUCGCCUCGGCUCCCAAGAAGCUUACCGGCCCAAUCGAGGCGAUGCGCCACCCACACUUUCACGAUCGUGCCAACCAGGAAGCAACGUGGCAGGCCGUCGUCAAGGUCUCCGGCGUCGACGUUCUUAAUAACCAACGUCCACACUGA
Sporothrix brasiliensis 5110 is the source of this 966-nucleotide messenger RNA. RefSeq lists its product as uncharacterized. The transcript has a single exon. The coding region runs from base 1 to 966 and encodes 321 amino acids. NCBI's taxonomy places the organism in Eukaryota, Fungi, Ascomycota, Sordariomycetes, Ophiostomatales, Ophiostomataceae. The record is from RefSeq and is a predicted model, not a curated record.